Fusarium mangiferae is the source of this 495-nucleotide messenger RNA. RefSeq names its product putative cyanate lyase. Gene Ontology annotation, molecular function: DNA binding; cyanate hydratase activity. The transcript has 3 exons. Bases 1 to 495 code for a protein of 164 amino acids. The record is from RefSeq and is a predicted model, not a curated record. NCBI's taxonomy places the organism in Eukaryota, Fungi, Ascomycota, Sordariomycetes, Hypocreales, Nectriaceae.
AUGGCCAACGAAGGACGCAUCGCCACUCUGGAUUCAACCAUCGCCGAUAGGCUUCCAGCCUUCUCCAAGACUCUCUUUGACGGAAAGGCCGCCAAGGACCUGAGCUUUGAGGCAAUUGCAAAGCACCUAGGCCGUAGCGAAGUUGCAGUGGCAGCAUUGUUCUACGGACAGGCCACCGCGUCGCCUGAGGAUGUUGAGAAGCUAUCGGAGAUCCUUGGUCUUCCAAAGGAGACGUUGGCUGCGCAACUAACGGGCUUCCCUAACCGUGGCCAGGCUGGGCCCAUGCCUCCCACUGAGCCUCUCAUCUACCGACUGUACGAGAUUGUUCAGAACUAUGGAUAUGCUUACAAGGCUAUUCUAAAUGAGAAGUUUGGAGAUGGCAUAAUGAGUGCUAUUUGCUUCUCGACUACCGUGGAUAAGGAGGUGGAUGAGGCAGGCUCACCAUGGGUCGUUAUCACAUUGAAGGGCAAAUGGCUUCCCUUUAGUCGUUUCUAA